CGUCAGUGCUCUCCCGUCAAGCGGGACCCUUGAUACUCUUUAUAUCCUCGGUAUUUAAUGAUAUCAAUAUCAACAUGAGGUAUGAACAUAAAAAGUAGCCCAUAUGAACAUCAUACCAACCUCGUGCUAAAGUGCAAUUUAGUAAAAAAGACUAUUACAAUAAUUCACAACUAUGGCUAAAGGACUUGAGACAUCCGAAUCAAUUAAGCUACCGCCAGAGUUACGAUCGAAGCUUAUCGAUAUCGAAAAUCAGUUCAAUGUCUCAAGCGAGAAGCUCAAGCAGAUUUACCCGACAAUUCGAAAAAGGGUCUUGAAAAAGAAGGAUCUAAUAUUGCUAUGAACAUAACAUGGGUUCUUGGACUUCCCUCCGGUGAUGAAAUUGGCGAAUACGUAACAAUAGAUCUUGGCGGCGGUACUAAUUUACGCGUGUGUCGAGUUGGGUUGAAAGGACAAGGCGAGGAAAUUGAUAUCAAGCAACACGUAUAUCGUCUUCCCCCAGCAAUAAAGACGGGAGGCGCUCGACAACUAUGGAACUUCAUUGCAGAUUCCCUAGACGAGUUCAUCAAAUCGCAUCAAAUUAUAGCGAAUCGCGAUGAUCGGUGCGUACUUAUUAUUAUUUAUUACUACGCAAUUAGCUAAGUACGUCAAUAAACUACCUUUGGGGUUUUGUUUCUCUUACCCGGCUUCUCAGAAUGCUAUCGACCAUGGCAUUUUGAAGACGUGGACCAAAGGAUUUGAUAUCGACGGUGUCGAGGGCGAAGACGCCGCGGCACAACUAAAAGAUGUCUUGGCUGGGCGGGAUUUACCUUUAGAGCUUGUUGCUCUUGUGAAUGAUACAACUGGAGCUAUGGUAGCCUCAGCUUACAAGGAUGCGGAUACGAUCAUCGGCGCAAUAUUUGGCACGGGUUGCAAUGCGGCAUAUGUGGAAAAUGUCGGCUCAAUACCGAAAUUGAAGACAACCCUGCCAUCCGAUACUCCUAUGGCAAUAAAUUGUGAAUAUGGCGCGUUCGAUAACGCUGAUCGCGUAUUGCCGCGAACGAAGUAUGACAUAUCUAUCGACAAAGAUUCACCACGGCCAGGCGAACAGGCGUUCGAGAAGAUGAGCGCGGGUCUGUACCUCGGCGAGAUCGUUCGACUAAUUGCACUCGAUCUUUAUGAAAGUUGUCUCCUAUUCGCAGGGCAAGAUGCCGCAAAAUUGAGAGAACCUUAUAAAUUAGACGCUGGCUUCUUAUCGGGUCUUGAGAAUGACCCUCUAGAGACAUCUCAGCCUCGACUAGAAGAAUGUUUAAAUAUAAAAGUCACACUAGAUGAGACAAGGGUAGCUCGUCGCUUGGCAGAAGUCAUCGCGACUAAGGGCGCGAGGCUCUGCUCCUGCGGCGUUGCAGCGAUAUGCCGAAUGAAGGGUGUUACGUCAGGUCAUGUCGCAGCGGAUGGCACUGUUGCAAACAAGCAUCCGGCAUUCAAGCAACGGUGGGCCGAGGCGCUUGGUGAGAUUCUCGAUUGGCCCGAAGAUAGGCAAGAAGAUCCUAUCAUCAUCACAAGUGCGGAAGAUGGUAGCGGUAUUGGUGCAGCAGUCAUCUCGGCCAUGACGCUGUACCGAAUCCACGGAGGUAACACGGUUGGAAUACAAGGAUGAUAAUUUGGAAUGCUUAUAGAGGGACCGCGUUUAUGCGUAUCAAUAUUUGGAGUUCUUGGGUGAUGGUGUUAUCACGCGAUUCGAGUGGGAAGAAGGUGAUUUCAAAUUUAUCGGUUUUUAGACUUAUAUAGAACGUUUAACUCCGAUGCUCCCUCUGCUAUGUUAUCGGGCACCUACCUAGGUAGGUACCAGAUACCAACAUAAAGUAUAUAGUAAGCCAAU
Messenger RNA from Daldinia loculata, 1858 nucleotides. RefSeq names its product hexokinase-domain-containing protein. Gene Ontology annotation, biological process: intracellular glucose homeostasis; glycolytic process; glucose 6-phosphate metabolic process. The record is from RefSeq and is a predicted model, not a curated record. The coding region runs from base 593 to 1636 and encodes 347 amino acids. Gene Ontology annotation, cellular component: mitochondrion; cytosol. Gene Ontology annotation, molecular function: D-glucose binding; glucokinase activity; ATP binding. Lineage: Eukaryota; Fungi; Ascomycota; Sordariomycetes; Xylariales; Hypoxylaceae. The transcript has 3 exons.